CCUCAUCACAUAUACCAAUCUCCCAUCCUAAAAAUAUCAUUUUACUUCCCAACACAACCUCCAUCACUUUAUCAUAGCAAAAAAAAUGGUCUCUUCCAUAGCUGGUGUUAAUCUCACAACUCCAACAAUCCUCUCCAAAUCAUCUGGGUUCGCGAAAAUCCAUGCGUUCAACUUCUCAACACUAAACAAUCCAUGGAAGAACAAGAACAAGAACUCACCUCAAUUCGUGUACAGAAAGAUGUACGUAGCACCAGUAGCAGCAACACCGGAUAACAAGCUAUCUGAUUUAGUCGCGGAGAGUGUUAAGGAAGUCGAACAAGCUUGUGCUGAGAAUCUAGUUAGCAGUGAAUGUGCAGCAGCAUGGGAUGUUGUGGAAGAGGCAAGUGCAGCAGCAAGUCAUGCAAGGAAUUGGAAGAAGGAAUCAUCUGAUCCAUUGAAGAAUUACUGCAAGGAUAAUCCGGAAACUGAUGAAUGUCGUACUUAUGAUAAUUGAUCGAUAAUUCUCUGUGGUGUUUGCGUUUUCUUCAAAUGGUAAUUUGAUAAGUAAUAAUCUGUGUUUUCAAUCUCCAUGAAUGUCUCUUGCGACAGUUUCAAUUUAUGUGAUAUAGUUUGAAUCAA
Capsicum annuum is the source of this 618-nucleotide messenger RNA. Its product is annotated as calvin cycle protein CP12-1, chloroplastic. The coding region runs from base 86 to 493 and encodes 135 amino acids. NCBI's taxonomy places the organism in Eukaryota, Viridiplantae, Streptophyta, Magnoliopsida, Solanales, Solanaceae. Gene Ontology annotation, cellular component: chloroplast. The transcript has a single exon. Gene Ontology annotation, biological process: negative regulation of reductive pentose-phosphate cycle. The record is from RefSeq and is a predicted model, not a curated record.